UGAAGCUCACCAACCCAACAAUCUCAUGCAUAUUUAUCCCAUCGAACAUCACUUAGAAGCUAGCAACUAGCAAGGCAUGGAAGCUUUGUGGAAUUUAGAGGACAAACUGAGGCUUUCAACCCAAAAGGCACUCAUUCUGUUGGUAUGCUCUGCUUUUGCUGUCAUAGCUCUCUGCACUGCAACAGUACUAAAGAAAAAGGGUAGAAGAAAGCAACUUCCGCGCCACGACACAGUCACCGGUGACGACUCAAUGAGAAGUUGCGGUUGGCUUUCGAUAAAGAAGGUUUUGAUGGGAUCGUUGCGGUGGAGUGGAGCAAACAAGUGGGGGGAAGGAAGAAUUGGAGAGGGGCCAGCGCCGCUGCUCGGCUUGGAAGGUUGGGAAAGCCAUAACUCGGUGUCACCAGUGUGGCAAAGGCCAAUACUUAUGGGGGACAAGUGCGAGCUUCCAAGGUUCAGCGGGCUUAUCCUCUAUGAUGAACGAGGCCAGCUGCUUAGUGAGUCCCAAAAGGAGGAAACUACUCAUCACCAGGUAGAAACAGCAGCUGUUGUGAGAACUACUCUGAGGGAUUUGCUGUAA
This is a messenger RNA of Alnus glutinosa, 577 nucleotides long. RefSeq lists its product as uncharacterized. The transcript has 2 exons. The coding region runs from base 77 to 577 and encodes 166 amino acids. The record is from RefSeq and is a predicted model, not a curated record. NCBI's taxonomy places the organism in Eukaryota, Viridiplantae, Streptophyta, Magnoliopsida, Fagales, Betulaceae.